This is a messenger RNA of Myripristis murdjan (pinecone soldierfish), 1971 nucleotides long. Its product is annotated as potassium voltage-gated channel subfamily G member 4-like. Gene Ontology annotation, biological process: protein homooligomerization; action potential; potassium ion transmembrane transport. The coding region runs from base 91 to 1695 and encodes 534 amino acids. Gene Ontology annotation, molecular function: protein binding; delayed rectifier potassium channel activity. The transcript has 2 exons. The record is from RefSeq and is a predicted model, not a curated record. NCBI's taxonomy places the organism in Eukaryota, Metazoa, Chordata, Actinopteri, Holocentriformes, Holocentridae. Gene Ontology annotation, cellular component: voltage-gated potassium channel complex; membrane.
CACCAGCUUUCCUGUGAAUCCUCCUCCUAGCCUCCUUUCAACUGGACAUACAGACACGUCUUCUAUCUCGUCACACAUCCCGAAGCCAGCAUGCCCAUCAUCAGCAAUGCCAACCACGACUUCAGCACCUACUCAGUCAGCAGCGAUGACAGCAGCCUCGACCGCUUCUUCACAGAGAUCCCGGAGACUGAGACCAUCAAGGGCGUGUACUUCCAGCGCGCCCAGUUGCUCCGUGACUCCAAGGCCUCGUAUGUGGUCGACCACACGCUGCAGGUCCUCGUCAAUGUCGGGGGCAACCGCUACACCUUCCCCUGGAGCACCUUGGAGCAGUUCCCCCACAGUCGACUGGGCCGCUUGCGAUUCUGCACCACCCCGGAGGAGAUCGCACGACUCUGUGAUGACUAUGACGAGACGUGCCAGGAGUUCUUCUUUGACCGUAACCCUACAGCCUUCCGGGUCAUCCUCAACUUCCUGGCUGCGGGAAAACUGCGUCUGCUCAGGGAACUGUGUGCCGUAUCACUGCAUGAUGAGCUGGAUUACUGGGGCGUGGACCCAGGCCACAUGGAGCGUUGCUGCCGCCGCCGCAUGAUCACCCGUGUAGAGGAAGUGGCCGAGCGUGAACGAAAGGAAGAAGAGUGGAGAAAGAGGAGGAUGGUGCUGAAGAAAAGCCCCAUAGUGGCUGACAAGGGCUAUCGCAGACUGAUCGGGAUACUGCGGGAAAUGGUGGAGAACCCUCACUCAGGCUUACCAGGAAAGAUGUUCGCCUGCUUCUCUGUUAUCAUGGUUCUGAUCACUGUUGUCAGCCUGUGCAUCAGCACCAUGCCGGAUCUCAGAGAGGAAGAAACCAGGGGUGAAUGUUCCCAAAAGUGCCACAGCAUGUUUGUGGUGGAGUCUAUUUGUGUGGCCUGGUUCACCUUGGAGUUUGUGCUGCGAUUCAUCAAUGCCCAGAGCAAGCUGGCCUUUGCCCGUGGUCCACUCAACAUCAUCGAUGCCGUUGCCAUCUUGCCGUACUACGUGUCCUUGAUCUUCGAGGUCAGCGAUGAAUCGCAGGAGGAUGUUAGCAUGAUGGGUGGCAGAGGCUACCUGGACAAACUGGGUCUAAUCCUACGUAUGUUAAGGGCCCUGCGCAUCCUGUAUGUGAUGCGACUGGCCCGCCACUCUCUGGGCCUGCAGACUCUUGGCCUUACCAUGCAGCGCAGCAUGAGGGAGUUCGGCUUGCUGCUGCUGUUUGUGUGCGUGGCUGUGACCCUGUUUUCACCUCUGGUCCAUCUAGCUGAGAGCGAACUGGCUCCAUUUGCAUCUACACACCCCCACCACAGCUUCAGCAGCAUCCCGGCCUCUUACUGGUGGGCCAUAAUCUCCAUGACCACGGUGGGCUAUGGCGACAUGGUGCCGCGCAGCAUCCCCGGACAGAUUGUUGCGUUGACCAGCAUCUUGAGUGGAAUCCUCAUCAUGGCUUUCCCUGCCACCUCUAUCUUCCACACGUUCUCCCGCUGCUAUCAGGAGCUGAAGCAGGAGUACGAGCAGCUGUGGAAGGAAGAGAGGGGUGCUGAACUCGCCGCUGAGCCAGAGGAAGAUUUGGUGGAUGUAGGUUUUCCACCAUACCCGGAUGAGCUCAAUUCUUUGCCCAGAGAAGGCAAUGUUGGGCUAAUGUCAAGCAGGAAUCAGUCCAUGCUUCCAUCUACAGCCUUCUGAGGGACCAGGGAAAUGCAUUAGUCCCAUUCGUUUUGUAAUUACAUGGUAAAGCUGGUAAAAAUAUAUUACAGCAAUGCCGUAUCUCUUAUCACUACCUUUAGAAUAGAAAGCUAUGACUGUUAUAUUAUGGACAUUGUGCUACACUUCAGCUUUCAGUUCGAGACUAUUUAUAUUCUCUAUUCAUGAUUCUAUUCAUUUAGCUCUCACCGAACUAUAAUACUCUGUCUCCCUCCCUGCCUUUCCCUCUUCAAAAGUCAACGUCACAGCAGUAUGGAG